CACGGUUUUUUAAACAUUUUUAACUUUUACAUUUUUCAAUUUUACUUUUCAAAAAGUUUAAUAAUUACAAUUUUACCUUUUCCCUUCUUCCUUACACACGUACACGCACGCCACCUCAUAAAUCCUUUCUUUUUUUUUUUUUUGAAUUUUUCAUCUACCUUAUUCAGCCACUCUUCAAACAGAGCUUCCCACGAUCACCAUUAUCAAGCCCUAACCAAUUUUUUCUUCCCACGAUCACCUUCUCCAAGCCCUCACCCACGUUUUCCUCAACCUACAUUGUCUUCCUCCUCUAUUUUUUCUCUAUAUAAAUGGCAACCACUAGAAGUGGUUCGAAAUCACCAUCUCCGGCGAAGAAAGUUUCUAAAAAAUCGAAGAAGGCUCCAGCUGUUACUUCCAAAGUCGAACCUAAAAUGGGGUUAAAAAAAAUUGCUAAAAAUUUAGUGGCUGAUGUUCCAGAGACAUCGGCCUCUAAGAAAAGAGCCCUUCCUGUUAAAGUAGAUGCUCCUAAGACUAAGAGAGCAAAAAUUUCCAAGUCUGCACGCGAUGUAAGUUUCUCUUUGUUGUUUUUAAAUUUUUCUUUAGUUUUUUUCUGGUUGUUUUAUUUCUGGUGUUACAUUUGAUGAUUUAAAGUUUUCCCCAUUUUUUGUUCUAGGUUUCCUCAGAUUCCGAUUUUGAGGAUGAAGUGCAUGGUGAGGACCAAAAGCCCAAAGUUGAAUCAAAGGUAAUUUAAAUUUGCUUGGUUUCAUUUUAUUGUGUUAAUUUUUACAUGAGCUUUUUAGGUCACUGGUUUAGGUGUUUAUUAGGAUGUUUUUAUGUUUUUUUGGUGUUCUUUAUGUAUUUCUGUCAUGUAUUGUGGUUGAUGUUGUUUUGUUGUUUUUAUUCAGUUGUUGUUUGGUUGUUGAAAAAAAACCCAGUUCAAUUCGUAUUUUGUCACAGUUUUGAAUUGCUUUUCCCCAUUGGUUGGUUAUAUGUUUUUUGUGAAUUUGUUUUCGGUUGUUUUACACACUAUUGGUAUUGAAAAGCAUUUUACUAAUUUCAAUUGCAACCAGAUCUUUCAGUUUAUUCUUUAGUUUUGUAUAUGUUUAUUGUCAGUUUUUUCUCGGUUGUUUGUCACACUACUAUUAUCGACUACCAUUUUCGAAAUUUCAUAACAACGAGUUUGUACAGUGUUGUUUUUAUUUUAGUUGUUUAUAUUUUUUUGAAAGUUGUUUAUCUCUUACAUUUAUCAUACUGUAAGGGUUUAGGAAAACGUUGUUUUUAGGUUUUUUAUUGGCUGUAAUUUGGUUACUACAUUUUCAUAUAUUCAUUGUUAUUGUAUCUAAGAUUUGUUGCUUUUGUUUUUCUUUUUUGUUGCAGGUCCAUGCUAGGACCUCAGUGAAGGUUGAAGGAUUUGACCUACCAAAGAAAAAUCCUGCUAAGGUGUCUUUUUUUUAAAAAAAAAAUAUUAUUUUUAUUAUUUGUUUUCUAUUUUUUUUUUAGUUUUUUUUGUUUUUGUCCUGAUUUAUUUUGUUUAUAUUGCUACAGGAAUGGGAUUAUAUAUAUGACCAGAAGAAUCUGUUCAUUGCUAAAGCCUUUUCCACUGCUACUUUCCAGGUGAUAGAGAACAUUAAAUCUUGUCUUUCAGAUGUACAGCUUGAAAUCUUUUCAAAAACCUGUUUUGGUCAUUUCCUUGACCUUCCCGAUUUUAAAGUUCAACCCCAAGUGUUUCAUGGGUUGUUGCUCCGAGAGGUUCAGCAACCUAAUGAUGCUGAGUUGUGGGUUAUGAUACGCGGUGUUAGGCUUAGGUUUAGCAUUGAGGAAUUUGCAUUGAUUACUGGGUUAGACUGUGAAGGUGACUGUAGUGUCUUAGAUUUUAAGCAAGAGGUUAAUAGUCUUUGUGAAAGAUAUUGGCCAACUUCGUCCUCUAUCACUAAGGAAUCUGUUAGGGAAUGUUUUACCACCAAGAGGUGGGGUGAUUCUGAUGAGGAUGCUGUGAAGUUGGCAGUUUUGUAUUUCGUGGAGUGGUUCUUGCUUAGUGGCACUAAGCAUAAAAAUGUACCCAAGUCUAUUUUAGAUGUUGUAGAUAGUGGGAGGUACAAUGAAUUUGCUUGGGGCCGGAGUUCUUUUGAAUUGACUAUUUCCUCAUUGAAGGGUAAGCUUGAUAGUUGGGUUGAGGGGGUUAGGAAGGCAAAGAGUUCGGGAAAGAGGCCGAGUGUUUUUUACACUUUGAUUGGUUGUCCUCAUGUUCUUCAAGUUUGGUUCUACGAGUGUUGUAAGUACAUGAAAGGUAAGUACUGCCAAAAGGAAAGCUCUCGUAUUCCAAGGAUCACUCAGUGGACAUGCAAUAGUCAACCUACUUUCAAAGUUUUGAAGACUACUAUCUUUGAUGUUUCCAAAGAUAAGCUGCAACUUUCAAAUAUGAGGCCCACGGCUGGUGAGUUCAAAGCUUUGAAACUGAGCAGUUUCAAGUUCGACACCGACUUCAACUCUUACAAGAGUCUUCCUGUCCCCGAAGAGCCAACUGUUGCUCAGAGUGACAUUUCUGUCAAGCUUGAGGCCUUUUCUGAGAAAUUUCAUGGGUUGGAGGUCAAGAUCGAUUCGUUGCAUACUUCCCAACAGAAGAUUUCAUCUGAUUUGGUUGAGUUGAAAGAGUUUGUGUCUGCACAGUUUGUUUCUUUUGGUGCUCAGAUGGCUUCAAUGCAGACACAGUUUUCUACUGUUUUUGCCGAUUCCUAUGCCAAGGAAAAAGGCAGUGACUCUUCCAAUGAUGAUGAUGGAGGUGGUGAUGAAGCAGAUUUUGAUUUAAAUGAAUCUGAAGAAACUGAUGAAAAUGAAGAAGAGAAUGUUAUGGGUGAUGACGAAGGGGAGGGUAGUGAAGGUGAAGAGAAGGAUGAUCAAGCCGAUGAAGAUUCUGACUCAAAAGAAAAAAAUGAUAAUGGCAGUGAUGAUGAUGCCACUGAUAGUGAGGAGAAGAAUUUCGUUGAUUUCAAUGACGGCCCUACUCAAAUAGAUGUUGAGGCUACUGUUCAGUCCGGGGUAAAAGCAGUUGAGCUUAUGGUAAUGUUGCUUUUGUGUUGUUUUUUGGUUGUGUAAAGGUUGUUAUUUUUUAACCAUGCUCUAAUUCCUUUUUAAUACCAUAUAUAAACA
Cannabis sativa is the source of this 3126-nucleotide messenger RNA. RefSeq lists its product as uncharacterized. The transcript has 4 exons. The record is from RefSeq and is a predicted model, not a curated record. The coding region runs from base 1762 to 3072 and encodes 436 amino acids. Lineage: Eukaryota; Viridiplantae; Streptophyta; Magnoliopsida; Rosales; Cannabaceae.